AUGGCAGCUGAUGCCUUUCAAGGCUUUAGACAAGGGAAACUAUGGUUUCCAUGCAGAUUUUUCACUAUCAAUGCUGCUACCAUCACACUGAUGGCAGUAGCAAUGAAGCUGCCAGUGGAUCUAUCGGAUGACAUGUCUGAUAGCAGUCAUGAUAUGGUGGCAAAGAUGAUCAGCAUCCUUUUCCUGGUCACCAUGUUAGCUAACUCUCUUCCUUCUCUAGGGCUAAUGAAUGACAGGGAACUUCUAAUGAACAUAAUAGCCUUGGGUAUUCUUAUAGUCACCAUCACUGUAAAUGUUUUGAUCCAAUUUAGUAUUAUGCUGCCUUUCCCAGUCCUGAUACAAAUGCUCAUAUUUAUAUUUUCCCUUCUAUGGCCAUUUCCGGUAGCUUUGACAGUUCCAGAAACUAGAAGAAUUUUACAACACCAGUACGAGGAGUUGCAGGGACUGGUUUCAAAUCAUCAGGAGAUAAAGUUCUCCUCCAAGGCACUCAUACGUUAUGCUAAGAAGUAUUGGAUGAUGGCUAAGACUGGUAAUCCCCAAUUUGCAAUUGCUUGUUCACCGGUUUCUUCUGCUUUUGGGGUUUUAUGCUCAUUCAUUGCUUGCAGUUCAUUUACUCUUUUCAUUAUCCUGUUUUCUGAUACGUCAUAUUUUCAGCGUGGAAAAUAUAUAUUUUCAGAUUAUAAGUGGUCAAUUGAUGUAAUUCUUAUAUUGCAAUUACUUGGGGCAACAGUAGGUAGUAUAGCACCAAUAUUUAGAUGUUUGACUGCCACCAGUCAUUUCAAACUCUCACAGAAAUUGAGCAAGAAUCGUCUAAACGUGUUCCGAGUGGAGAAGCAAUGGAUCCAAAGGCUUCAGAUGUGGAAAAGCAGCCAUGUCUCUUCACAUAUCCUAGGACGGCAUUGCAAAAUGGUUUUCCAUAACAUCAAAAACAUGAUCUUCAACAUUUUCAUUGCAGUUCAGAUAACGGUUGUGAUUAUAUGCAACACAAUAUGCCUCAUUCCCAUAACUUUUCUGAUCUUCCUAUCUUGUACUUACUAUUUCUGCAAGUCAUUGUUGAGAAGCUUUAAAGAAGAAGCAGAUGAAUCUAACAUCCAUAUGAGAUCAGAGAUGGAAGAAUAUGUUGGUUAUGUCCUACAAAUUGAAUUGAAGGCAAAGCUUUCAAAGAAAAUAUUAAGAAACAUGCUCAAUUCUAUGACUCGACUUCUUCAUGAGUCUGAAAAGAAAGAGCCGGAUAAUCUUAUGACGCUUCUCAAGAAAUCUACAGGAUUCUAUGGAGUAAUAGAGUUUGACAAUGAGCAAGUCCCACCUUUACAUCCAGAAGAAAUCGAGAGCUGCUGGAGCCUAGUAGCAGUAACAUUAACUGCCAUUGCCCUUUCACUUCCUAAAACUGCAAACUGUCAUGUGAAGGGAUUAGUUGCUAGUAUGAGGGAAGGUCUCCAAUUUGUAACACAUAUCGAAGAAAGCCUCAAUGCAAACAGUGAAUUGGUAAAGGCAAGAAAAGCAGCAAGACGUGUGUGGACCGACGUUGAAGUAUACUGCAGGUGGCUACAAAUUGAUCUUCAAAAUAAGGCUCGUAAAGGAAAAACGCCAAAGGAGAUUCUCCAAUGGUUGGGUGAUGAAGCAGCAAAAAUUGUGAUACAGUUCAAGACAAGGAAAAAUGUAAGUCUGGAUCACUCACUUUGUAAGUUCAUUGCUGCAAGUUGUAUGUACAAGAUCAGCCAAACCAUAUUGCUUCACUGCAAUAGGCAAGAAAAUUUGCCAACAGAUGAGGAGCUUUUUGAGUGGAUAUCAACCAUAAUCGCAGAUCUGCUAUGUGCUUGCUUUACCAACUUACCACGUGUCAUAACUAUGAAGUGUCAUGAAGAUGCAAUAGAGAAAAGGGAAGAUAACAUCAAAACUGCAGCCAGUGGCGGACCCAGAACUUCAGUGUAG
This is a messenger RNA of Lactuca virosa, 1932 nucleotides long. The record is from the annotation of a GenBank genome assembly. Lineage: Eukaryota; Viridiplantae; Streptophyta; Magnoliopsida; Asterales; Asteraceae.